AUGGCGCCGUUCUCUCUAAAGGUCGACGGAUCCUCACCGCAAUGCACCACGCCGUCUGAAAGAAACGCUCAUCAAAUGGUCUCUGUGAAAGUUGGCUGUCUACACAUCAACCCCAGUUCAAAGCAUGGGCGUCGGAAACUCCUAAUCCAGUUGCUGGCACUCUGUUUCGUCCCUCACGUGGCACUAAUACUGCAGAACUGCACAACUAUGGCGCAACUGUCAAGUACCUUGGAUGCUUCGUUAUAUUUAGAUUCUGAGGUACGAACAAACCUCGACAUAGGCGAAACCGUCAUGUCGUUUCAAGCUGAGCGGAUACUAAUUAUCAAGUCCGUGUUUCUGCAGCUAGAGUCUCCACAUAAAAGCAGAUCAACUUUGCGGAAGGGCAUUUCUGCGACUGACGAAUAUCUCGAGUCACUGCCGCCUAUAAUUUUACAAGAUGGACUUAAGAAGAAGUUGUAG
Molecule: messenger RNA, 459 nt
Organism: Parnassius apollo (apollo)
Lineage: Eukaryota; Metazoa; Arthropoda; Insecta; Lepidoptera; Papilionidae
Source: the annotation of a GenBank genome assembly